Messenger RNA from Drosophila obscura, 1649 nucleotides. RefSeq names its product prolyl 4-hydroxylase subunit alpha-1-like. Lineage: Eukaryota; Metazoa; Arthropoda; Insecta; Diptera; Drosophilidae. The coding region runs from base 26 to 1441 and encodes 471 amino acids. Gene Ontology annotation, molecular function: procollagen-proline 4-dioxygenase activity; L-ascorbic acid binding; protein binding. The transcript is spliced from 6 exons. Gene Ontology annotation, cellular component: endoplasmic reticulum. The record is from RefSeq and is a predicted model, not a curated record. Gene Ontology annotation, biological process: peptidyl-proline hydroxylation to 4-hydroxy-L-proline.
GAUCAGUUUAAAUUAGCCAUUUGCCAUGGUUAAAGUGUAUCUUUUCUUGCUGCUUCUAACUGCGGCUGGGGCGCAGAUUCAAUAUGAACCCACGUCACAUGGCAUUACCAUAUCCUUGGAUUCUCUGCUGCCCAUGUUAAAGCUGAAAGAAGCAUAUGUGCAGAAUUUUAAUAGCUAUAAGGAAGCGUUAAAGAUCCAACUAAAGCAAGUCCAGCUAGUCAUAAAACAUGCGGAGGAUCUGUUGAAAGCAACAAAAAGAGCAAAGUCUGGGCACAAUUUUUGGCAUGAAUUCAGGCUCAUACGCCACUUGCACUGGGAUUGGCCGCAAUGUUUGAAGCUGAUGAAGAAAGUCUUGGGCUCCAAGGAGAUUGCAGUGUCCCAAGCUCGAUGUCACGAGCAUCCCACUGGCAUUGAUUUUGAGGAAGCUCUCGGCGCCAUGUACAGACUUCAGACCGUAUAUAGCUUGGAUCCGGGCGACAUGGCCGGCGGAAUAUUACGUGGCAAACGCUAUAGUCGCAAGAAAUGGGGACCGAGCGAGUGCUUCAUGUUCGGUCUGGUUAAUCUGUAUAUCGAGCACUACGAGACAGCUGAAUACUGGCUGGAAUUGGCACUCUUCUACUUUGAUGCACAUCGCAAUCCCAAACAGUUUGACACCAUGGUCAUGAAAUAUACCACCAUUUUGGAAAUGCUCGUUGAGGCCACAAAGGGUUUUGGACGUUUUGCCGCAUCUAUGGAGCAUGCCCACGAGGUACUUUCCAUACAGCCCGAUCAUCCGUAUAUGCUGAAGCAGCUUGUCAAGCUGAAACUGCUGGAAAGUCAACCAUUUGUACGCUCCGAGCCUAAAGAAGAUUUUGUGCAGCUUAAAGCCCUGUGUGCCAAGUCGUAUCCACGAAGAGUAAAUUAUGUGCACUGUCGUUACCUGCGAUCGACGCCGUUCCUGCAGCUGGCAGCCAUCAGAAUGGAGCAAUUGGACCACGAAGCGCCCAUUUAUAUUUAUCAUGAUCUCUUCAACCAUGAGGAAAUAGAGGCACUGAAGAGCUUGGCUAGACCGAAACUGCAACGACCAAGGAUUUCCCGAAAUUGCACCUGCAAGGUAGCCGAGUUGUCCACCUCUAACCAUGACAUCAUUCGCACAGUUAAUCGACGCAUUCAGGAUGUCAGUGGCAUGGAUCUGAAUGAAAAAGAAAUGCUGCAGAUUAUCAAUUACGGCAUAGCUGGAAGAUAUGAUCUUGACGACAGUGCGGGCUCUGCAGCAACAGCUUUAAUAUUUCUGAGCAAUGUGCGGCAAGGAGCGGAAACAGUGUUUCCCUUUCUCAGUUUACGCGUGAAACCGCGGAAAGGUUCGUUGCUGCUGUGGCGGAACUCGGAUUGGAGCGUCUUGCAUAAAUCUUGCCCUCUAAUAAUUGGGAAUAUGUGGGUUGCAACAAAGAUGUUGAAUUAGGAAGAUGGCGGGUGCUGGUUUAUUCCUGUAACGAUUUGUCGUUUAAAUGUAUUUUAAAUACUAAAACUAAAUCUGUUUGCGAACUGCAGAUAGCUAAAGAUGAAUGCUAUAAAUAUGUAGAUAAUAUCCUCCUAACAUCGGGUGGAAUCUCUUUUAUUUUUCAGUUUGUUUAGCAUUAAAUCCAUAUAAGUUUUCGUUAAUCGGAAAA